This is a messenger RNA of Histoplasma capsulatum G186AR, 342 nucleotides long. RefSeq lists its product as uncharacterized. The transcript has 3 exons. Bases 1 to 342 code for a protein of 113 amino acids. The record is from RefSeq and is a predicted model, not a curated record. NCBI's taxonomy places the organism in Eukaryota, Fungi, Ascomycota, Eurotiomycetes, Onygenales, Ajellomycetaceae.
AUGUUUGCCAAGUUAUCAUUCGGGGCGGCCCGUCACCGAUCAAGGCGCGAGUGCCGGGUUGGGGGAUGGGUUGGGGGGUGGGUUGGGCAGCCAAAUAAGAAGCCGGGCCAUGAGAAGCUAGCGGGAGGUGCCUACUUCCAAGGUUCCAAAGAUCUAUCGCUGGCUGAAGAAAAACGACAACCAACAUCAGCAGCGGUCAUCGCCAAUUCCAGCCGGGAAACAGACGUGUCGCAUCAAAGACAGAACCCGCUGAAGGUCAUGAUAGCAAUGGUAGCCAUUGUCUGUAUCCUUGAUGCACUCCCCGAUCACAAGACCUGCGGCAUGUCUUUACAUGCAAAAUAA